Molecule: messenger RNA, 2756 nt
Organism: Periconia digitata
Lineage: Eukaryota; Fungi; Ascomycota; Dothideomycetes; Pleosporales; Periconiaceae
Source: the annotation of a GenBank genome assembly
UACAGAACAAAAGAGACUGCUUCGCUUACCUCUGCCCAAUCUCACGUGCGCUCUAUUUAGUAAUGCGACGUAUUGCCCUAUUCGAGAGAUGGAAGGACAGGAUGGGGUCGGGUAGAAUACGUAGUGGUGCUUUCAGAGAUGAUCAAUAUGAUGGCAAAUUUCCAUGUUACAUAUUUUCUUCAGACUUUUGUCCCCUGGUGCAUCCUCCCCUUAUUCCGUGACAUAUGGUGUGCAACGCCUUUGCUGAGAGCGAGCGCGACACAACUUCACGGGCGUUGCUUACACAAGCAUACAAGCAUUGGUUGCAUCAUCUUGGCUGCGGCCAGUGGGUACCUAUAAAGUAAAUGGGCAGGAACAAAAGGUUAAUGGCAAGGAACGCAGCUUCAAAAGUGUCGGCCGGUGGUGUGAAUGUUUCGCACCAGUACGAGCGUGAAGAUGGUGAUCCCCCCCCGUGCUCAAAUUGAAUCGUCAUAUCGCAAUCUCUGCAAUGCUGCUAGCUCAAGGACACAAAUGUAACUCUGAUCUUCAUGUUACCGUGUAUGAAACGCAGAGUCGGGGGGUCUUGGCACGGUCUCCCCAAACCAAUGCGGCUGACGACGACGCCGCCCCGUUGGCAGAAUCAAUUGAUUACACCUGCGUCUGCGUAUGGACCCGAGUGCAUGCAUCAUCCACCUUGCCUGCUUGCUUCCAAGCUUCCAAGCGUCCUCCAUCAACAAACUGAAUCAUCCAAACCCCGAGUCGUGAUUUCAAGUUGGCCGCCAGCCAGCCACCCAGGUACUUAUACCCAUCGGCCAGACUAGUCGCUGGCGUACCGUGUCGUGUGCAAGGGGGGCAGCGAAUACGGUGGCCUUAUUAGCGAAAUCAAAUCAAUCAAUCCAUCAAUCAAUCCAGGGCCAAGCCAAACGGAGAUCGGUACAGACAGUAGUAUUACCACACCCUCGACGUCGCAGUCCUUGUCCACAUUCGCAUCGCCCAUCUAUCGUCGCCGGCUGCCGUCGCAGCAUCAAUUCCAUUCUCACAACUGCGCCUGCUGCUACUCCGCUCUGUCCACCGUGGCCCGUCAGCUCGAGGGUUGUUUGUCGGUGACCGGGGGCGUCCAAAGGGAUAUCUCAGCGUAACCCUUUCGUCCUCCUCCUUCCUGGAUGCUGCCCUUACAUUCCGAGUCGAAGAUGCACCGCCAUGCCUUUUCCAAUGGGCAUGCUGCAUACCCAUCCGUCGGCGGCGGCAGCACUUUUUCUAUCCAACCCCACAAAUUCCAACCGCGAUCACAGCCUGCCCUGAGGCGGCGGAGACAGCUCAUCCAGCGCCUGCUGCUCGUCGGCUCCGUGUUCUGUACCGCCCUCUUCUUCUUCUUCCCCAACCUCCGACCGAACCUGGGCUCCGGCCCCCUCAGCUAUCUCAGCUCCAAUGAAGACAGUCAGCUCGAAACCGUCCGAUACUAUGAUCUGAGCAAUGUACAAGGUACCGCAAGGGGCUGGGAAAGGGAGGAAAGGAUACUGUUAUGUGCCCCGUUGCGAGACGCUGCAAACCACUUGGACAUGUUUUUUGGUCACUUGAAGAAUCUGACGUACCCACACAACCUCAUUGAUCUGGCCUUUCUGGUUGGUGAUUCCAAGGAUAACACACUUUCCAAGUUGAACGAGAAACUCCUGGAUCUCCAGGCCAACCCAGAUCUCAAGCAGACCUUUGGAGAAAUCUCCAUUUUGGAGAAGGAUUUCGGGCAGAAAGUAAACCAAGAUGUUGAGAGUCGUCACGGUUUCGCGGCGCAGGCUGGACGAAGAAAGUCCAUGGCGCAAGCUCGUAAUUGGCUUUUGAGCGCCGCUCUACGCCCGACCCACAGCUGGGUGUAUUGGAGAGAUGUCGACGUUGAGACUGCGCCUUUCACGAUUCUAGAGGAUCUCAUGAGGCAUAACAAGGAUGUCAUUGUUCCGAACGUCUGGCGACCCCUCCCGGAUUGGCUUGGUGGCGAGCAACCCUAUGAUCUCAACUCAUGGCAAGAAUCUGAGACUGCGCUUGCGCUGGCCGACACACUGGACGAGGACGCUGUCAUUGUCGAGGGUUACGCAGAGUAUGCUACGUGGCGUCCUCAUUUGGCUUAUCUACGUGAUCCUUAUGGAGACCCUGACAUGGAAAUGGAGAUUGAUGGUGUCGGCGGUGUCAGUAUUCUGGCAAAGGCGAAAGUUUUCCGUCAAGGCGUACACUUCCCCGCUUUCAGUUUCGAGAAGCACGCUGAGACAGAAGGGUUUGGAAAAAUGGCCAAACGCAUGAAGUUCUCGGUAGUCGGUCUCCCCCAUUACACGGUUUGGCAUUUGUAUGAGCCCAGUGUUGACGACAUCCGACACAUGGAAGAAAUGGAAAAGGAGCGUCAGAAGAAGGAAGCAGAAGAGCAGGCCAAAAAGGCGAAGGAGGACAAGAUUCGCAACCAAUUUGACUCGAAGAACAAAGAUUGGGAAAAGGAGAAGGCUGCUGUUCAAGAUAUGCAAAAGAGUGAGGAGAAGGAGGCUGAAAAGAAGAAACAGGAAGAGAAGGAUGCGGAGAAGACGAAGUUGAAGGCAAAGGAGGCAAAGGAAGAAGAGGAAGCAGCCGCGAAGGCCGAGGUGAAAAAAGACAACUCCAAACAUGAAGAUUCCAAGAAGGAAGCGGGGAACCAGGCCAGAGGUUUCGUAACCCCUGAUGAGAUUCACGAGGUUCACGGAACGGAAGAAAAGGGGAAACCGGUACCUAGACAACCCCAGCAGCCAGAGGCCGCCGCAUAA